Molecule: messenger RNA, 449 nt
Organism: Magallana angulata
Lineage: Eukaryota; Metazoa; Mollusca; Bivalvia; Ostreida; Ostreidae
Exons: 3
Coding region: 5-427 (140 amino acids)
Source: RefSeq, a predicted model, not a curated record
AGCAAUGAAACUCUGCAAGGGCAAGCGAAGAGGAAGGAUGAAGACAACCACACUGAAUGACUUGCUGACCAUUCAGCUUCAGUCCAAAUCAAUCCAGGAAUUUGAUCCUGACAAAGCAAUUAAACUCUGGAUGAAAACUCCAACUGGGCAACAAAGGCGUCUGAACUAUACAAGAAGAACUCCUGUGGCAGCUUCUUUGAAUACACAUUAUGCAGAACCUAUUGAUGUUGAGGUAUUGGAUUCAAAUGAGGGGGUGGAGGAGGAACCACAAGUGUCUGUCUCUGAUAUCCCGGAGGUGGAAAAUGAGGUUGAAAUGGAAGUCGAAGGAGAGACUGUCACUGAGAGUGACACAGAAUCAGAUUCUGAUAGUGAUCGUGAUAAUGAACUAACAGAGCUUGAAGUUGAAAGAGAACUAGAGAGAAUAUAAAUGCAGAUAUUAACUUUAAGAA